Tauraco erythrolophus (red-crested turaco) is the source of this 1311-nucleotide messenger RNA. The record is from RefSeq and is a predicted model, not a curated record. NCBI's taxonomy places the organism in Eukaryota, Metazoa, Chordata, Aves, Musophagiformes, Musophagidae.
AUUCCCAUGGAAACAUCCUCAUCCUCUGAUGACAGUUGUGACAGUUUUGGUUCUGAUAAUUUUGCAAACACAAAAUGCAAGUUUAGGUCGGAUAUUAGAGGAGAACUGGCAAAGAUUUUUCACGAAGCCUCUGAUGAUGAAUCCUUCUGUGGCUUUUCAGAAAAUGAGAUUCAAGGUGCAUUGAAAUUGGAAUCAGAUUCAGAGGAGAAUGAUACAAGUGCUGAAAGUGAGGUAGCUCAGAGAAGGCAGAAAUGCCCUGUUCCUCUAAAAGUAGCCAUGAAGUUUCCACUUCGAAGAUCGGCGAGGAGGAAGGGUGAGAUGGAACCUCUUCCUGAAAAGCUGAUGCCUACUCCAGAUUCAGACUCUGACUCUGAAGAAAAGGGUUCGAUGUUUUUAGAAAAAAGAGCUUUGAACAUAAAGGAAAACAAAGCAAUGCUUGCAAAACUAAUGGCUGAGUUGCAGAAUGUUUCUGGUAUCUUUGUUGGGAGAAAGUCCUUGCCAACUGACAGUCAUGGACAAAAGAGACUUCCAAGACGUUCAUUGCCCAGAAGUGCUUUGAGGCGGAACCCAGACCGAAGUUCUCGGCCUUACACAAGAUCGAGGUCCCUGAUUGAAGGUCCUCCUACUCCUUUGCCAGAAGAGGAUGAUGAUGACCGGUACAUCUUAGUGAGAAGAAGAAAGAUGUCCGAUGAAUACCUGGAGCAUGAAGCCUGCACUCCCAGGAGGGGUCACCGUGGUGCCAUGGCUUUUCCACACAUUGUGCGCCCAGUUGAGGAGAUAACAGCGGAAGAGCUGAAUAAUGUUUGUGGAUCUGCAAGAGAGAAAGUAUAUAACAGGGCCACGGGAUCCACCUGUCAUCAGUGUCGCCAAAAAACCAUAGACACCAAGACAAAUUGUCGUAACCCUGACUGUGUAGGAGUACGGGGCCAAUUCUGUGGGCCAUGCCUCCGCAAUAGGUAUGGGGAAGAUGUCAGAGCGGCGUUGCUGGAUCCGACUUGGAGGUGCCCACCAUGUCGUGGAAUCUGCAACUGUAGCUUCUGCAGACAGCGCGAUGGCCGAUGUGCUACGGGUGUCCUGGUCUAUCUGGCCAAGUACCAUGGUUAUGACAAUGUUCAUGCCUACUUGAAAAGUCUGAAACAAGAACUUGGAAUGGAAGACUGAAGCUCUCCACUGCCUUUAAAUUACGUGCAUUUUCACCAAUGUUAUUUACUGCCUACAGUGAAUUGUUUAAGCAAAUGAGAUUACAAAGCCAGUGCCUGCCUUCUCUCUCCUUUUGGGUAAAAAAAAGGAUAAAGAACUUUCACUUGUCUC